CAAACGUCAGGACCUUUCAACUUCCAGUCUCAUUAAAGGUGCCAAAACUCGCAAACGUUGUUCUAUCGAAGUGUUUUUAGAAUUUAACGCUAUCUGGUGACGUAACUGUAAGAUAAAGUUAAAUGUUAGCAGAAGACAAACGAGCUUACAUGCUUUUCCCAAAGUAGUGCAGUUAAUCGUCGAAAAAAUGGAUUUUUGUGCCGUUUUGUUAGUGGUUACGUUGUGCAAAGUGUCCAUGUCAGCUACGCCGAAACUACAUAUUCUAGAACCAGUGCAGACUACCACACAGCUUCCAACAUACUUAGCACAAAUGGGCAAAGGACUGACCUCAAUACCAAAAGGAGGACCAACAGUCAGAUCAGUUAACUACGGUUACAACAACAUCUUCAACUUAUCUGCUAAUGUCUUCUCAUACAAUGGAUUCGCCGUAUUGGAUAGAAUACAGCUGAGCCAUAACCAGAUUACAAUAAUACACCAAAAAGCCUUUCGACAUCUGAAUUAUCUGAAGGUUGUUGAUUUGUCUGGAAACAAUUUGACGAUACUGGAUGUAAAUACUUUUAAAACUAAUGUUAAUUUAGAAAAACUAGAUUUAACGACUAAUAAGAUACGUUUUAGGAAUAGGCCCUUUUUGAAGUCAGCUUCUUUAACAACUUUAAUUUUAAGCGAUAAUAGAAUAGAGCAAAUAUUCGAGCUCAAUUUUACUAAACUACCAAAACUAAGAAACCUAGUCCUUAAUUCUAACGUCAUGUUUGUAAUAGCUGAUCACAGCUUUCAACAUUUAACGAAUCUAGUCUACCUCUCCCUAGCCAACUCCGGGGUUUAUAGACUAAGUGAUGAAAUGUUUAAAAACGGGAGUUACCCGAAAAUUAUAGACGUUACUGAUACCCCUCUGGCUAGUAAAUUCAACCCACCUUUGAGGAAGGUUAAGAACGAAGGUGUGGUAGAUCUUAUUAACAUAGAUAAAUACUCCUACUAUUAAUUCUCCUCGUAUAAGUCUUCAUAUUGAAGACGAUUGGUACUAUAAAUUUUGAAGACAAUGUGGUAUCAUUGUCACAGACUGAAUUUUUUAGUUGUGACCUCAAAUGAAGUAUUAUUUCUAUGUUCUUGGCACAAUCUGAGGUAGAGGUGGACGAGAUAACGUGAGCAUGCUGUGUUGCUGAAUGUGAUGAUAUAUUUAUACGAAUAUUGUGAAGGUGUAACGUGAGAAUGUAUGAUCAAAUUAUAUUAACUAUGUUGUAUAAAAGUACUGCAUUUGCAAAAUAUCGUAAUAGAAAUUAAACUGACGGUGACGGUUCGACUCAUUUACUCUUUUAUUUAGUGGUUAUACAAUUGCUUCAUUACAUUCUAUAAAAUACAGAUUAGACAAUUUCUUCAUAACAACAACCGUUCUUUAUAUAAAUAUCUAUUUAAUAAUAUUCGAGAAUUCGAUAUAAAUCAGGUAAAUAAUCGAAAAGUACAGAAGAAACUAAUUUCUUCAAACCUUUAUUUACUGAAGAUUAUUUGGUAAUAUCAUUUACUAUUUUUACUCUUGAUUCUGUCUUAUUGAAUGGAUUUUAUAGAGCUGUAAUGAGAGUGUGAUUUAUGUUUGUAGUCCAGAGAAAUAAGAUUUUUCUCGUGACACAUCCCCCUCCAGGCCGAAACCAAAUUUUUUAAGUAGUAUGGACAUCUAUAUAAUGGUAGGGGAGCCCAAGCGGGGAUUUUUGCAGUUACUCGAGCGCGUCAGAUUAUAAUAUGGGAGAAACCUGGUACCCUGCAGAUGUACCUAUACGAUAUAUUGGCUCUUAACAAAGGGAGUUCGUUAAGGGGGGCCCGAAGAAAAAAAUCUAUCUUUAAAAAAACUCGAAAUUGUCAGAUUAAGAUAAGGAACAUUAAGUACAUGCAAAAGAGUGUAUAUUUCAAAAAUCUUACGAUUUGAGCCGGGCGUAAAGAAAUGGGUAAGUCCCAAAAUUUUACAAGAAAAAAGCGAUUAUUUCGCGAAAUGAAUGACAGAUCGAAAAACUAAAAAUUAUGUGCUCAAUAUUUUUUUAAAAUCUAUCGAAUGCAACCAAACACAACUGCCCACGGCGAGGAGUGGGGGUAAAUUUAAUAUUUUAAAUAUGAAUCCCGCGAUAUUUCGCGUAAUGAACAUCACAUCGAAAAACUGUAAAAUACACUUAUUCAAUAUUUUUGAGAAAUCUAUCGAAUGACACUAAACACGAUCCCCACGGAGGUGGGGUAGGGGGUUACUUUAAAAUCUUAAAUAGGAGUCCCCAUUUUUUAUUGCAGAUUUGGAUUUAUUACGUAAAAAUAAGUAACUUUUAUUCGAAACAUUUUUUCGAAUUAUGGAUAGAUGGCGUUAUAAUCGGAAAAAACGAUUGUUGGAAAUGGAAAAUUAAAUUUAAAAAUGGCAAGCGCCCACUAAAAUGAAAAACUUUACUUAACUUUUUUUGGUUUUAGGACCUACUCUUCACAACCCAAUAAGUCCCCAUAACGUUCGAGUGACUGCACAUUUAGCAUACGUUGCUCCCCUACCAUAAUCUAUGUUUCCUGCAGCCGAUUUUGAUGAUAUACAUAGUUAUAAACAAAUGAAGAUCAAAA
Molecule: messenger RNA, 2577 nt
Organism: Diabrotica virgifera virgifera (western corn rootworm)
Lineage: Eukaryota; Metazoa; Arthropoda; Insecta; Coleoptera; Chrysomelidae
Product: leucine-rich repeats and immunoglobulin-like domains protein 1
Exons: 2
Coding region: 188-979 (263 amino acids)
Cellular component (GO): extracellular matrix
Molecular function (GO): protein binding
Source: RefSeq, a predicted model, not a curated record